CUGCCCCAGCGUUCCUUCCGUCAUCAAACAAACAUGGCGGACUACCGAGAGGCGCCCUUGGCCACUCGGCCAAAAACACUGGAUCCUAAUGAGUAUUUCAACAUUUCGCCGGAGCACAGACGCGUUGAACAAGAAAGGGCAGCAAUUCGAGCGAAUCUGAAGAGACAGUACCAGACGCAGCUCAAUAACCCGCUCAGACGAGAGCUCAUUGAAGACCCUGCGCUGACACGUUGGGUUUAUGCACGCACCAACCCGUACCCACAUUUCAGGCCAACAUUCAAGACAUCUCUGUUGGGUAUUUUGUUUGGUGUUGCCCCACUCUUUGGCCUCUACUACAUCUUCAAGACAGACAGGAAUCGGAAGGAGGAGCAGAUUAAGGCUGGAACCCUCCAACGCAGGUUCAGUCUGGCAACAUGAGCUGCGAUGUAUAAAGACCUCCUGUGUGUUCUAGCGAUGAUGUCGGUGUGUGAAGUUAUUAAUAACAAAAUUAAAAUAUAUUGUCAAUAUUAA
Messenger RNA from Solea solea (common sole), 510 nucleotides. RefSeq names its product NADH:ubiquinone oxidoreductase subunit B4 (gene ndufb4). The transcript is spliced from 3 exons. The record is from RefSeq and is a predicted model, not a curated record. The coding region runs from base 34 to 417 and encodes 127 amino acids. Gene Ontology annotation, cellular component: mitochondrion. NCBI's taxonomy places the organism in Eukaryota, Metazoa, Chordata, Actinopteri, Pleuronectiformes, Soleidae.